GCACGUUUGAGUGCAGACUGCGUUGAGACAACUUGAUACAGAGUAACAGUAAAUCAGACAGAGCUGCUCCUACAGCACCAGCAGUGAAAUUGUAACCCUGUUGCAAGUAUUUUUGGCCGCUGAUAGGACCGAGUGAGAUCACUGCGGUCUCUUUCCUCGGAUAGACUCACGAGUUGUUCGGCCAGAGCAACGCAGGGACCGUUUUAAGUCUCAUUUCUGCCCUAUCUUAAUUUUAUAUCACACUGGAAAUGUCCGAAAACAAGCCGAAUGAUGAACCGAAGUUAUCUACGACGGACAGGGUGGUGAAAUCUGUCCCCUUCCCCCCCAGUCACCGACUGACAGCUAAAGAGGUGUUUGACAGCGAUGGGAAGCCCAAAGUGGACGUGCUGAAAGCUCACCUAACCAAGGAGGGCCGUGUGGAUGAGGCGGUGGCGCUCAGGCUCAUAGGAGAGGGCGCCGCAAUCUUGCGUUCAGAGAAGAACCUGCUGGACAUUGAGGCUCCUGUGACAGUUUGCGGAGACAUCCACGGGCAGUUCUUUGACCUGAUGAAGCUGUUUGAAGUAGGAGGCUCACCAGCAUCCACGCGCUACCUUUUCCUGGGGGACUACGUUGACAGAGGGUAUUUCAGUAUUGAAUGUGUGCUGUACUUGUGGGCCUUGAAGAUCCUUUACCCCAAAACACUGUUUUUGCUGCGUGGGAAUCACGAAUGUCGACAUUUAACAGAGUAUUUCACAUUUAAGCAGGAAUGUAGAAUUAAGUAUUCAGAGAGGGUGUAUGACGCAUGUAUGGACGCCUUCGACUGCCUUCCCCUGGCUGCACUUAUGAACCAGCAGUUCCUGUGUGUACACGGAGGACUAUCUCCAGAAAUCACAAAUCUCGAUGACAUCAGGAAACUAGACAGAUUCAAAGAGCCCCCUGCAUACGGUCCAAUGUGUGAUCUGCUGUGGUCCGACCCCCUGGAGGAUUUUGGGAACGAGAAGAGCCAGGAGCACUUCACGCACAACACAGUGCGAGGCUGUUCCUAUUUCUACAGCUACCCUGCAGUCUGUGACUUUCUACAACACAAUAACUUAUUAUCUAUCAUCCGGGCCCAUGAAGCACAGGAUGCUGGAUACCGCAUGUACAGAAAGAGUCAGACCACUGGCUUCCCGUCCCUUAUCACCAUCUUCUCAGCACCUAACUAUCUAGAUGUCUACAACAACAAAGCGGCAGUGCUGAAGUACGAGAACAACGUGAUGAACAUACGACAGUUCAACUGCUCACCUCACCCCUACUGGCUGCCCAACUUCAUGGAUGUUUUCACCUGGUCCUUGCCCUUUGUUGGUGAGAAAGUGACGGAGAUGCUAGUGAACGUAUUGAGCAUUUGCUCCAAUGAUGAGCUGUCAACUGAAGAGGAGCUGGACGGACAGCUAAUAUAUCCCCCCAAAAAAGGUGCCACAGCUUCUGCACGUAAGGAGGUCAUCCGCAACAAGAUCCGUGCCAUUGGGAAGAUGGCCAGGGUAUUCUCUGUGCUCAGAGAGGAGAGUGAGAGCGUGCUGACGCUGAAGGGUCUGACGCCCACAGGCAUGCUACCAAGCGGAGUGCUGUCCGGAGGCAAAGAGAAGCUGCAGAAUGAAACUGCAGCUACUAUUGAAGCUAUUGAGGCUGACGAAGCAAUCAAAGGCUUCUCGCCUCAGCACAAGAUCACUAGCUUCGAAGAGGCCAAGGGCCUGGACCGCAUCAACGAGAGGAUGCCUCCGCGGCGAGACGCCCUGCCUUCUGACGCCAGCCUCAACUCUCUCAACAAGGCCCUGUCCUCGGAGACCAACGGCACAGAUGCCAAGGGGAGCACCAGCAGCGGCAGCAACAUCCAGUGAAGGCCCAGCAGCAAGGCGCCACCUUGGCCGACGGGGCUGCCUCGCCCCCCAGCCUCAUCGCGACCCGCCACCACAGAAAAGGGGCAGAGGGUGAAGGUGUGGGAUGGAGGAGGAGAAGGAGUGAUGGAAUGUGGAGGGGGGAGGCAUCUAUGGCUCAUAACGGGGGGACAUCUCACUUGCUAGUCUUUGGAUAUGCCUUCAAAAUAUUAGUUCAUAGUCAAAUCUGCUAAGUUAUUGCCAGGUCACAUUUCUGAAGGGUCAGGCCGUAACCGCGCUUGAUUCACCUCCACACCACAGUAUGUCAGAGAGGGAGAGAACGAUGGGGGAGAGAAAGAGAGAUCGAGAUCUUAAAGGUGAUUCAGUUUCUUGUUUUUCUUUUUUUUUUCUUUCUUGAAAGACCCUUGCUCAUUUACACCGAAACGGAAAGUCGUUUAACUUCUUACUAACUAUCGUACGUUUACAAAAAUACAGCACUAAAAAGGACAGAACAUGAGAUAAUGUUUUUAACAUAUAAGGGUGUACAAACUAAAUAAGGACUAUUUAUUGAUAACUUUUUGUUUUGCUACUCUUAUAAAAUAGCUCUGAAAUUAAUUAGGCAGUCUUAAAAAAAAAAAAAAGAAUGUUGCAAUGUUGUGGAAAUGCCAAAUAAUGGAACGUUUUAUGGUUUUGUACAUAUUAUGCUUACCUCAGGUUCUUUUGGUGUGUGCUUUGACCUGAUUUUUCUGUAUAAUGGCUAAAUAACUCAGUAAUGAAUACCUAUUUUCUUGAGUUUCAUAACUGGAAUUUACACUUAACCUAUCUAUCAUUUGCAGAUAUGUUUAUUUUUUGUCUCUUUUGGAAGGGGGGAGGGGGGGAGGGUAGAUUUAUUGUGGCUUGCUGGAAAUGAGUGUUAUUUUUUUUUUCUCUUUUUAAGUAUUGCGAACAAAGUAAAAAUAGAGAAACUAUAUUGUGUAAAAAAGAAAAGGAAAAAAGAAUACAAUAAAGUGUCUGCCUAUGCAUGUUUUAUAAAAAAAAAAUCAAACAAAAGGAAAUAGAACAUCUGAAAACUUUGGCUGUGGAGGCCUGUUUUGAAAUAUAUUGCGCUUUAGUGAACAUAUACUGGAAACGUAUAACUGCAUACUUUCAAUUAACACCAUGAUGCUCUAUGCCUUCUUUUUUUGUAAUUGAAGCAUUUAAUUAUCUAUGAUGGAUGAGAAAUGAAAUUUUUAACCUGCGCUUGUAAGUGCACACAGUCCAAUUAAGCAUGUUUGACAAUUCUUGUGAGGUGUGUGGUUACAUGUGGAACUCCAAAAUGCAUGAUUAGCUGUUUGUGUCAUAUAACAGGUGAAUCGGUUUUGUUUUGUUUUUGUAAAUGUGCCACAGAAAGUGUAAUUUGAUUAUUAUUAUUAUUAUUAUGACUAUUAUUUGGACCUCUGCUUUGUAUAUCAGUUACAGGUUUGAUACUGCUCAAUACUUUAAGAUGAAACGAGGAAAAAACAAACUUAGAUCUUUUUUAAGAACUGCUUUAAGUGCCCAAGUAAUUCACUACACGACAUGAAGCCUUGCUUUUGUAAUUUAACUUCAAAACUGUUGGCAGAUGAGGCAUGCACUUGCAACUAUGAAAAGUAUUUUAUAUAACUGUUCAAUAAAAAUGUGCAUGAAUUUCAACUUGAAA
Molecule: messenger RNA, 3510 nt
Organism: Maylandia zebra (zebra mbuna)
Lineage: Eukaryota; Metazoa; Chordata; Actinopteri; Cichliformes; Cichlidae
Source: RefSeq, a predicted model, not a curated record